Glarea lozoyensis ATCC 20868 is the source of this 1488-nucleotide messenger RNA. Its product is annotated as Zn2/Cys6 DNA-binding protein. Bases 1 to 1488 code for a protein of 495 amino acids. Gene Ontology annotation, molecular function: DNA-binding transcription activator activity, RNA polymerase II-specific; zinc ion binding. NCBI's taxonomy places the organism in Eukaryota, Fungi, Ascomycota, Leotiomycetes, Helotiales, Helotiaceae. The record is from RefSeq and is a predicted model, not a curated record. The transcript has 2 exons. Gene Ontology annotation, biological process: regulation of transcription by RNA polymerase II.
AUGAGUGUCCCUAUCGCGAUGAGCACGACAACUACUCCUCCGGAACAGGAGAAUGGGUUCUCAUCUGGCAUCGUCGCGAGGAAGUUGAGUCGAAAGUCGCAUCGGAAAUCAAGGAAUGGAUGUCAGAAUUGCAAACAGAGGAAGAUUAAGUGUGAUGAGAAGAAACCUCAAUGUGCAAAUUGCAGUAGACACUCUGUACAUUGUAGAUAUCCCCAUGGGAGCCCGCAACAUGUUUCUAGUCCUGAGCCUUCGGGCAUGUCGGAGGUGCCUUUGAUGCCUCUGGGGAAGAAGACUGAAGGCAUGGGGAUGAGUGAUCUUGGGGCGACGACGAGGGCGCUUGGGUUGACGCAGAUUCAACCUCAGAUUCUGGCACCAAAUCCACUGCAGGGUGUUGGGCCGAUGCAGUCAAAGGGAUUACCUUCUCAUAUCCUGUCUCAAGGACUACCUUCUCAUAUAUCAACAACGCAACAAGCGUUUCCGCCACCUCAACUCGCGCCUAUCUCAUCACCACCACAUCCACCACCCCCUCAGGAAAUCCAACACCCUUUACCAAACCAAAUGGCUCGUCACUCACCCAGACCUUAUCGCCAACCUCUAAACGUGACUGAUCUCGAACUUCUCCACCACUACAACAUCUCAACCUCCUACACUCUCGCCAACGACUCAGGACUCCAAACCUGUUUCCGGAUCAACGUCCCCCAAAUAGGAGUAUCCUACCCCUUCGUCCUCCAUGGAAUCCUCGCCCUGGCCGCUCUUCACCUCUCCCGCUUCAAACACGGCGCUCAGAAAGCGCACUACAUAUCUGAAGCGCAGUACCACUACGAAACAGCACUUGACCAAGCAACGGCUCUCAUGCCCUCCAUCAGCGCCGAAACCUGUUCGGCGCUCUACCUCUUCACAACCUCCUGCCUCUACAUAACCCUCGGCCUCGGUCCACGUCCAGGGGAUUUCUUGCUUUUCGGCGAAGGAGGCCCUCCAGAGUGGCUAGUCAUGCAUAACGGCAUGAAAUCCAUUGUUGAAACCUGUGGAGAACAUCUUAGGAACAGCGAUCUUGCACCUCUAUUCUUAUUGCAAUCACAAAUCACAAACCAAGGCCCGCAAUCCCAUCCUCAUCUCGACAUCCUACGCGAUCUCAUCCUCGCCUCCAACUCCCCAGACACCAACCUCUAUCUUUCCACACUUACGCUGCUUGCGCGCUCGUUCCCAGCUGCGCCCUCAGGACCGUAUACUGCGCAAGCGUCACCUCAUAUCGUCUUUGCGUGGUUGUACCGCUUGGAUGAGAGUUUUGUGGCGAAAUUGAGGGCGAGAGAAAGUAUUCCGUUGGUGCUCCUGGCGCAUUUUUGCGUGCUGUUCAAUAGCUUGAAAAGCUUCUGGUGGACGAGAGGGUGGGUGGAGCAUUUGAUGGGUGAGAUUUAUGGGAGUUUGGGGAAGGAGUUUAGGUUGUGGGUUAAGUGGCCGAUGGAGGAGAUUGGUUGGGUUCCUGGGUAG